AUGCAUGAAUCACAACUAGGAGAAAGGAAAAAAGAGUCAGAGGUCUUCCAAUCAAGAAUUGCAGAGCUUGAUGGCGAGAUGUCCGAGCUCUUAGAGAAGUACCGCGUCGCGGAGAAAACUCUCGAGGAGACUGAAAAGAGGCUCCGCGAAGAAAUAGAUGAGGUGUCUGCGGAAAAGGAUAACGAGAUUACGAACCUCAAAAGAGAAAACGAUGCCCUGGCUAAUGAGGCUGCACAGCUGAAGGGAGAUAUCGUAAACCUAGCCGAGAUCUCGACGAAGGAAAAGCGGGAAAACGAAUCCCUAGAGUCAGAUCUUGCAGACCUCAGAAGCGAUUUUGCAAAGAUCGUCGCCCAGAACGAGCACGCUAAGGCUUAUACAGCCAAUAUAGAGCAGCGGGAACGCGAGAUGGACAAACAACUCAAGGACCAGCACAGUCAAGUUGAACAGCUAAGAACCGAGAAGGCAGCGUGGACGGCGGAGCGAACCCUUCAUCUUGAUACUGAACCAUACAGGAUGGCCAAUUCCAACAGCUUCAGAAAGCUCAAAGCUCAUGGAAAGUCGAAAAGCAAAGCAUGGAUGUAA
Molecule: messenger RNA, 582 nt
Organism: Phaeoacremonium minimum UCRPA7
Lineage: Eukaryota; Fungi; Ascomycota; Sordariomycetes; Togniniales; Togniniaceae
Exons: 2
Coding region: 1-582 (193 amino acids)
Source: RefSeq, a predicted model, not a curated record